GAGGCCUAUUUCAAACGCACAAACACAGCAGAAAAAUCACAACGAUUGAGAAACACUUUCAAAUUUAACAUGUAAAUAAGGUGUAAAUGGGAAUUGGUCGCUUAAGACAGGGGCACCAAUAUUAGAAACGAAAGCGCGCCAAUUUCGAACUUCGACUCGUCAGUCGUCGAUUCGUGGGAAUAUAGAAUUCUGUAUUUUACAGAUUAUUAUAAUAAUAAAUUUACAAUGAGCAAACGCAAGAAUCCUUCAGACACCGAUAAUCUAAAUGGUGAUUUCUGUGAUUUUCUUAUGGAGCUUGCGGAAUAUGAGAAAAAUGUAAGUCGCAACAUUCAUAAAUAUAAUGCGUAUAAAAAAGCGGCUAGCGUUCUAGCUUCGCACCAUAAGAGAAUUGAAUCUGGCGAGGAAGCGAAAAAAUUGAAUGGCAUUGGAGAAAAAAUUGCAAAGAAAAUUGAGGAGUUUCUCCAGACGGGGAAGCUAAAGAAAUUGGAGAACAUUCAUGAAGAUGAAGAAGCUCAAGCUAUAAACUUGCUUACGAGAAUAUCGGGAAUUGGUCCGGUGAAAGCAGCAGAACUGGUGAGAGAAGGUAUAAAAACCAUUGAAGAUUUACGCAAGAACCAUGAAAAACUGACUCAUCAUCAAAUGGUUGGAUUAAAAUAUUUUGAAGAUUUUGAGGCGAAAAUUCCCCGAACGGAAAUUGAGGAAAUCGAAAAGAAGUUGAAAGGGCUGAUUAACAAACUGGAUCCUGAAUUCACUGUUACAAUUUGUGGUAGCUACAGACGUGGCAAGAAAGAAAGCGGUGAUAUUGACGCUCUGAUAACUCAUCCAUCCGUGAAAACGAGUGAUGGGAAAAAGAAGAAUAAGGAACACGAGAAGUUGUUAAAAAAAUUGGUGGACGGGCUUAAAGGACUCGUGACUGAUACUAUCUCCUUGGGAGACACUAAAUUCAUGGGUGUUUGUCGUCUCUCAGAAGACCUCCCGGCCCGUCGUUUGGACAUUCGCCUGAUACCUUGCGAGCAAUACUAUUGCGCCAUUUUGUACUUUACUGGCAGUGACGUAUUCAACAAAAGCAUGCGCGCGCACGCAUUGGAACACGGAUUCACACUUAACGAAUAUUCUUUGAGACCUAUUGGAUCGACCGGAGUCCCUGGUGAACCAGUACCAUUAUCAUCGGAAGAAGAAAUAUUUGAAUACAUUGACUACCCAUUUAAGAAACCGGAGGAACGUAGCGUAUAAUAAUAUAAUAUAAUAUAAUAUAAGAAAGUAAUAAAAUCUUCACUCG
This is a messenger RNA of Hyposmocoma kahamanoa, 1279 nucleotides long. RefSeq names its product DNA polymerase beta-like. Bases 226 to 1233 code for a protein of 335 amino acids. Gene Ontology annotation, cellular component: nucleus. The transcript has 6 exons. Gene Ontology annotation, biological process: double-strand break repair via nonhomologous end joining. Gene Ontology annotation, molecular function: DNA binding; DNA-directed DNA polymerase activity. The record is from RefSeq and is a predicted model, not a curated record. NCBI's taxonomy places the organism in Eukaryota, Metazoa, Arthropoda, Insecta, Lepidoptera, Cosmopterigidae.